GUCACGUCCGGCUCUUCCGGGCGCGCGGUGACGCGGGGCGGCGCGGCGGCGGCACCUGGGCGGCAUGGGGAAGCAGAAGAAAGCGCGGAAAUACGCGGCGGUGAAGCGCAUGAUCAGCCUCCGCGACCAGCGGCUUAAUGAGAAGAACCGGGCAAAAGCACGCGUGAAGAAGAAAGAGGACCCAAGUGCGAUCAAGGAGCGGGAGGUCCCCCAGCAUCCUUCUUGCUUGUUCUUCCAGUAUAAUACACAGUUGGGCCCCCCUUAUCACAUCCUGGUUGACACAAACUUCAUCAACUUCUCUAUCAAGGCCAAGCUGGACCUGGUGCAGUCAAUGAUGGACUGCCUCUACGCCAAGUGUAUUCCAUGUAUCACAGAUUGUGUAAUGGGUGAAAUUGAGAAGUUAGGACAGAAGUACCGUGUGGCAUUAAGGAUUGCCAAGGACGCUCGGUUUGAACGCUUGCCAUGUAUGCACAAAGGAACCUAUGCAGAUGACUGCUUGGUGCAGAGGGUCACUCAGCACAAAUGUUACAUUGUGGCCACAGUGGAUAAAGAGCUCAAGCGGAGAAUUCGAAAAAUCCCAGGAGUGCCUAUAAUGUAUAUUUCCAGGCACAGAUACAAUAUCGAGAGGAUGCCAGAUGAUUACGGAGCUCCUCGAUUCUAACCUGUCCAGCCAACUGAUUGAUGCCAGGACUCUGAGCCAGGAUAAGGGUCCUUCUGGUUCCAGCCUUCCUGCUUUCUUUUUUUGCUGGGACUAUGCUUUUAGGACUCUGGUUAACAUUGGACUGACUUCAUAGCUUGAUCCUCUACGAAAAAGCUACUUGGAAGAUUCUGGUUUUAUUGGUCCUUGUUCUGACUUGGCCUGGUUACCUACGUCUGGGAGAUGAAAAAGAGGAUGGCAGUAACCAGAAGAUCCUUAAGUCUCUCUUCAUUGGGACCAUUGGAAAAAGCGAUUUCAUCAUUUUGAAUUAAAUAUUGGUGAUGCAACUCUGAGAAUGAAACCACCGAAAUUUUAGAAGUUUCUCAGUGCUGCACCUGUAGCAGCACAAGAAUUCCUCUUGGUAAAUCCCUCACACCUGUCCCAUGAGCAAACCAGAAUCUGCUUUCUGGAUGAAAGCCAUCAAAUAUGCACCAGUUUGUGUGCCUUCUCCAGACCAGUGGUCUGAAAAAUUUUAAUUCAGGAUUUAUGGGCUUUUAUUCAACUGUACAAUGAAUGAAGUUUGGUUAAGCAUCCUGCUAA
This is a messenger RNA of Cuculus canorus (common cuckoo), 1237 nucleotides long. It is a transcript of the gene FCF1, whose product is annotated as FCF1 rRNA-processing protein. The transcript has 8 exons. Bases 65 to 661 code for a protein of 198 amino acids. The record is from RefSeq and is a predicted model, not a curated record. Gene Ontology annotation, cellular component: nucleolus; small-subunit processome. NCBI's taxonomy places the organism in Eukaryota, Metazoa, Chordata, Aves, Cuculiformes, Cuculidae.